GUACAAUGACUCACUCACUCAUGACACUGGACAUCUCCGGCAACAAAAUGCAGCACAUACCACUGGAGGCGUUGCAGAAAUUGCAUUCAUUAACGCGACUUGUGGCGCAGAGGAAUCACAUAACAACGCUGGAGGGCAACUGGGAGGCGCUCUUCGACACGCUGCGCUCGCUACACCUCUCCGGCAACGACAUCACCGAGGUAUCACCGUUUGGCCUGCACGAAAACGGCAACGGCUUGAACGGCGGCAACAGUGGCGCCAGCAGUCAUCCCUCCAGUUUGGCGGCCAUAACACGACAUGAUGAGCAGGCCAUGACGAAAAGUGCGCACAACAGCGCGCGAAAUACGCCGAACGAACUCGGCAGCAUGGUGGGCCACACGUCGAGCACUAGUAACCACAUUGCGCCCAGUAAACCCUUCAGCAGGCUGCAGAAAUUGCUCUGGCUGGACCUGUCGAAUAAUCGCAUCUAUCACAUAGCGCCCAACUUCCUGCCACGCUCACUGGUCACCAUCGAUCUCUCGAGCAAUCUGCUCACCGUCUUUCCACAACAACUCUUCGAGCAUCUACACGGGCUGCGUAUUGUGUCGCUGCGUGAUAAUCUCUUACGUAGCGUGCAGACGAAAGAGCUGCGACUCGUGCGCAUGCGGCUGGAGAAACUCGAUUUGGGUAUGAAUUUGGUGGAGACGCUGGAAUCGGAUUGGUUUCAGAACAACUACUCGGAUGUGCAUGUGCGCGCUUUGAAUCUGGAGAAGAACUUCAUACGGCAGCUGCCACCGGCCGUGUUUAAGGGUACUGGUAUAGUGCACCUCGUUUUGGCAUUCAAUGCCAUCGAGCGCAUACACGUGACCGCCUUUGAGGGCAUAACCGAAACGCUGGAGUACUUGGAUCUGGAGCGCAAUGAGCUCAAUGCUGUGCCAGGCGCGAUCAGCACGUUGCAUAAACUGAAGUAUCUAUACCUCGCUUCGAAUAAUAUCUGUCAGUUGACCAAUCUGCCGGAGAAUACCGAGAAUCUGCGCGUGCUCAGCUUGAGCGGUAACAAUUUCACGAUGAUACCGGUGCUGGCAUUGCGCAACUACACACAGCUCUCAUAUCUCAAUAUGGGCUAUAACCUUGUUUCGGACAUACCGGAGGGCAUUUUCGCUGUAGACAAUUGGGGCGCCAAUCUGCAGACAAUACUGCUGCGCAAUAAUAAAAUCACACACUUGCAUUUGGGCUCUUUCUAUGGUUUGGAGCAAAUACAGGAGAUCAGUUUGAGCUUCAACGACAUCAAUAUACACCAUCCGUUGGUGUUUGAGAAUGUUUCACGCACUUUGAAGAUACUGGAACUCUCCUUUGCGGUCUUCCCAGCACGCAGCUUGGAGUCCAUCGAUCCACUCGAAGCGCUGCUGCCGCUCUCACAGCUGAUGUGGCUCGGUUUGGACAAUAAUAACCUGAAGACGCUUUCGAAUGAAUCAUUCGCCUAUAUGCGCGAACUAAGCUACAUCAAUUUGGCAUUCAAUCAGCUGAAGCAACUGCCGCGUGGACUCUUUCUACCCGACGUGCACAGUCACCUAGUGGAGAUCGAUCUCUCAUACAAUGCUUUAGAGGUUAUUACGCGCAAUACCUUCCAUAGUCUGGGCGAUCUGCAGACGCUUAACUUGCAAUCAAACGAGCUGAAGCUGCUUGAGAAGCACGCGUUCCACAACUUGGAGUUUCUGCGUUACAUCGAUUUGUCCUACAAUCAAUUGGCGAAUAUCUCGCACGGCGCAUUCACGGUGCUGCCCAACCUUGCUGCCUUGGAUUUGAUGCAUAACAACCUUUGUACGCUCUCGCUGAAAAUGUUCCAUUUCGUCUCGAAUACCAGCACGCCGCUGCGUCUCAAUGUCACCUACAAUCAGAUUGCGCACUUUGAGGAUGAACUCAGCUCAUAUAUGUAUAUCUAUAACCUGGAUAUUAGCCACAAUGCAAUCAGCAAAACCGAGAGCUUUGCGAACCUUGCGAAUACGCUGCGCUUCCUCAAUCUCGCGCACAAUACAAUCGGCAGCUUAGCCAAUCACGCCUUCGGCGACCUAGAAUUCCUUGAAAUACUCGAUCUCUCCUACAAUAAUAUCACGACUUUGCGUCGACGCAGUUUUCAGGGCUUAAAUAGUCUGCAAGAGCUGGAUCUCGACUAUAAUGGACUCGAACAGCUACAAGUUGAGCAAUUCUCGAACUUGCGCAAGCUACGCAUACUGCGCGUACGUGGCAAUCGUUUGCGCGCGCUGCCACGUGAAGUCUUCAUGAAUACGCGACUCGAGUAUUUGGACAUUUCAGAGAACCAGUUAUCCGUGUGGCCGGUGCCGGCCUUCUCCGAUGUCGGCUUUACGCUGCGCAGCAUACAAAUGGCGCAGAAUACGCUGGAAUACUUGGACUCCAGCAUGUUUGUGAACUCGCAAUUCCUCUACGACAUCAAUCUGGCUUGCAAUCGCAUCACCGUGUUACCGGAUAACACCUUCACCUUUCUCAAUAAUCUCACCAAUUUAGAGCUCUCACAGAAUCCACUAGUAACCACCAACCUCAAAGAGGUCUUUCUGCAUACGCCACGUUUGCGUCGUCUGAAAAUACGUCGCAUGGGUCUCUAUGUGCUACCACAACUCAGUCUGCCAUAUCUGUCACAUCUCGAUGUCAGCGGCAAUUAUCUGCAAGAGCUCACCUCACUACAUGAGAUGCGUCAGUUGCGCCAUGUGAAUGUCUCACAUAAUAAAAUCGUUAACGCCAGCAGCGUUGCCGAACAUCUACCGACAUCGGUGCGUGUGCUCGAUCUGGCGCACAACCCCCUGCGGCGUAUAACCGCGCACGACCUCGUCGCCUUGCGUCACCUCACCGAUCUCAAUCUGCUCGACGUGAAGGUUGUCAAUCCGACAGUGUUCAGUAAACUGCGCUCACUGCGCAAAUUACAUUUGACGUCACAUCAGAAUUUGGGUGAGCUCGUGGCGCGCAUACCGGGCCUACAGGAAUUACGCGUACACUGCGUGGAGACGAAUAUUGGUUCGCAGCUCUUCGCCAAGCUGCUGAACAAUACCAAAUUACAGCUACUCGAGCUGUACGGCGGCAAUGUGCAGACAAUAGCGCCAGAUGCGCUCGAGGGCUUGGCACGUAACCAACAUUUGUUGGUGAAAAUCUCACAUACUAAAAUAUCCGAUUUGCCGCCGGGCAUUUUUUAUACGCUACGCGCUGUGCCACAGCUAUCCAUCGAUAUAUCCAAUAACAAAAUAAAUGCACUAGCGGCGGACAGCUUCUAUCCGAACAAGACCUACUGGGAUACCGUGGGCACGCGCAGCAUCAUCGGCGGUUUGGACACGUCCAACAAUCCGCUCGAAUGUGAGUGCGGCCUGGUGUGGUUCGGCCAUUGGCUGCGGCGUUGGUUGCGCGAGUCGGCGCAAAUUAAAGUGAUACAGAAGGACGAGAUGAAACGCAUGGUGCAGCGUGCGCGCUCGAACACGUGCCACGAUCCUACCACUGGUCGUCGUCUGCCCAUACUGGAGAUAUUUCCCGAAGAUCUGCUGUGCCAAGCGAGCGCACUCAGCAGUUCGAGUGAACGUCUCUUUCUGCUCUCAUUUGCGGCGAUUGUCUUGCCGCUCUUUACAAUGUCACUUUGAUAAUUGGACGCCUAGAGUUGCUAAUGUGUGUAAAUUAUUAAGUUAAGAGUUGGCAUAUAAAACUAAAUAUAUUAUAUAAUAAUAUACUUUAAAAUGGAAUGGUUCUUGCUUUAACUGUUGAAAGUGGAUGGAGUUUGGAAACUAAAAUAUUGUUAGCUUGAGAAAUAUGUAAAUUGCUGUAAAUUUAUUGCGGUAAAGUGUUAAUUAUAUUAUGUAAGAAGUGUAAAUUUGAUAGUGUAAAGUAAGAUAGAGAUAUAUAUAGUAUAUAUACAAUAAGUUUUAAGCCACAAAUUUCUGAGAAAUUAUUUUUCUUUUAUAUAGUUUUUGUGUUCGGUAGUAGUAGAAUAUGAGAUACAUCAGAAUAUGUGCUGACAAGUCAAAAAAUCUUAAGUGGUGUUUGAAACAAAUUUUUCAUGAAUUUUUUAAUAUUCAGAAUUUUAUCAAAUUAAAAAAUGAUUACAGCUGCUCUUGCCGCAGUUAAUAUCAAAAUUUUUAUUCUACAAUAAUGUCUCAAUAUAGAAACCUCUAGUAAGAUUUUAUACCCAAAUUUAUCCAUCUCUGCUUAAGAUUAUUUGUCUUGUCAGUACCAGAACUUGGUUAAAAACAUAUGAAUCCGUUAAUAAAAAAUAUCAUAUAUUACAUACAGGUGGUAACUGUAAUUCCUGUUGAUUCCUAAACUAGUAAAUUUUUACUAACAACUAAAUAAUUUAAUAGAAAUAUACAUAAAUAUAGCAUGAAACUGACAGAACUGGUUAAAAUGACGGGGUUAAUAACUUAUUUCUUUAGUUACGAAAUUUUCAAGCGGGUCGAGAUGAUGAGUGGAGAGUAAAAGGUAGAGUCAGCUUAGAUUAGUACUGACUUUCAAUUUUCUUGUGUGGGCCCUCGUACGUUGGCCAUUAAUCUGCUAAGAUAGGAGGUGAUUUGCCUGUGGAAGAAGGUUAAUCUGGGGUCAAGCCUUACGCCUAGGUAAUUCACAGCUUUUAGUGUCUUCAGAACUUCCAUAGUCAUUUACAUGAUUAUUACGAGAGAACUGUACUUGUUCGUCAGCAGCAAUAGCUCCAUUUUUUCUGUAGUGAGCUGCUGGUUAUGAGAGUCAAGCCAUGUUUGCUGCCGAAUAAUGACCUGAUUCAGCUUUCUUCAGGCUUCCUGUCUCGAGCUGUGAUUACUGCUGUUAUGUCGUCCGCGUAGCCGAUUAAGCAUAAUUCAUCUGGCAUUUCAAGUUUUAGAUUUCCGUAAAAUGGACCCUUGUGCUGCUCCUGACGUAAUUUAUAUUUAACGUGAUACCGCUCUAGCCUGGUAUAGCAGAGACUUUCCGGUAACUAAGAUAGCUCCGCACCACAGCUUGAGGUAAUCGGGGAUUCUAACAUUUUUUCUAAAGCAAGGAUCAUGUCUGCCAAACUCGCGUUAUUGAAGGCGUUUCGAAUGUCAACAGAACUAUUGACUUGUAUUUGUAGCUUCUAAGCUGUACAACUUGUAUUUUCAAUGACGCUUUGGAUAGCGCCCAGAGCUGACUUUCCGGUUCUGAGGUCUAAAACCGUGCUGUCUGGAGUAGAGUCUGCCAGCUUUAUUGAAAGCCGUUUCCAGUAUAGAUGUAUAGAGCCUGUAUCGAGUAUGUAUAAUGGGCGGUCUGCUCAUGGCAAGCUGGGAUCCCCUUUCCCUUGCUGAUUAGAGCAACUCAUUAUUUUCUACAAAUUUCAGGAAAUAUCGCAAAUUCGAGGCAGGUGUUGUACAUGUUUAAAAGUGCUGCGGGUCGUUUUGCGGCGACUGUUUUGAGUGUUUCUGUUAGGAUCCCUUCCGCGCCGUGCGAUUUGUUAGUUUUGAGCUUACCAGCGACCAGCUGUAGGGGAUUUCCGAAAGUCUUAUAGUCUGUUCUGGUUCACUGACUAUUUUUUCGUACGUUGGAAAAGUGCGUUAACGAUACCAUCCAUUUUGGCAGCGUUUAAGUCAGGGGCCUUGGUUCGAAAUCCGAAAUUAAACUUGUUUUCUUGGAAAAAAGGAAGUGAGUAGUUUUUAACAUAUUUUUACCCUAAAUAAAGUUUGCCUACGAUAAAGUUCCUCGAAACAAACGAGAAUAUAAAUAAAUUAAAAAAAGUUGGAAAAAAAUUCAAUUUAUCUCUCUUAGUUGGUGUAUCUGGUCAUGGCACAAUCGCUGUAAGCAGCAUACCAGAUGAGCUAGCGAAAGGGAACACCCUUACUCCGCUCAUAUCGGUAUUGACCAUCGCUAUCAUCUUAAGUUCUAUCACUUGGUCUAGCGGGCACUUAGCAAGCAUUGGUUGACUAGAGUAUAACAUAGGAUAUCUACUGAAGCUCUUAGCAAAGUUAAUCUUGUCGCAAUCGUAGCAGUUGUAGUGUCCAGUAGACAUUGUUCAAUCGGCAUUCAUACUGUAAGGCUUAUAUAUUACAUCAGUCGGGUGCAAAUUGUCAAAGCUAUGUGCCAGAAAGUGAAGUGAAAACUUCCAGGCAAUUUCUCGUAUAUUGUCUUGCUUUUACAAGAAGGGGGAUAACAUAUCUCGGCAGUCAUAACUUGUGCGAAUUGGAGUACGUAGCAGAGACUAACAUUAACUACAAAUUUGCCAUUGGCUCAAAGCACUUCGUCGACUUUUGUGUGUCUUUAAAAUCAAUUUUAUAGGAGCUCUAGGUAAUACAACGGACCGGUUACAGGCUGUUCAAAUGAGUUUACUGUAAGGAUCGACCUUUCAACUUAAAUUGAUCUAAGGCAAUAUCGAGCAUGAGUUUUGAGUUUUCCUUUAUUGCGUGCUCAAAACAUUCUUCCAAAAGUGUUUUCCACUUUUAAAGUUAUUACUAACAUGCUAUUCCCGAGCGAGAAUCUACACUCAGAGAAAAUUUAUUUUAUUAUUUUGAUGAGUAAUACUUGCAAGAUAUAGUGAGCAAAUGAGUUGUUGAGACAAGUGGACGAUAAAAUAUAUGCAAAUAAAUAAAGAUAUAUUUAAAAGGCUACAGAAGCAAUAGAAAACCACGCGACUUUUAACGACAAACCAAACUCCUACUUUAUUAAUAGAGCUAUAGCAGACUUCAAAGAAUAU
This is a messenger RNA of Bactrocera tryoni, 6661 nucleotides long. RefSeq names its product chaoptin. Gene Ontology annotation, molecular function: protein binding. The record is from RefSeq and is a predicted model, not a curated record. Bases 6 to 3617 code for a protein of 1203 amino acids. Lineage: Eukaryota; Metazoa; Arthropoda; Insecta; Diptera; Tephritidae. The transcript has 3 exons.